Ictalurus punctatus (channel catfish) is the source of this 2800-nucleotide messenger RNA. RefSeq names its product transmembrane protein 243, mitochondrial a (gene tmem243a). The coding region runs from base 876 to 1265 and encodes 129 amino acids. The transcript is spliced from 5 exons. NCBI's taxonomy places the organism in Eukaryota, Metazoa, Chordata, Actinopteri, Siluriformes, Ictaluridae. The record is from RefSeq and is a predicted model, not a curated record.
CGCAAUUCGCGUGUAUUACCUAGUGUUAUAAAUAUAAGGCGUGAUAUAAUUAUUUGUUAUAACCUAAUUCCCGACCUAUGACUUCAUGCUUCUGGGAGGAUUCUCUCUGUGGUCACGCCGAAAAAAAACCCACACUAAGGCAGCCUGGAGCCUAUCCCAGGAGACUCUGGGCUCAAGGCGGAAGUCCAGAGACGGACCCUGGAAGGAGCCAACCCAUCACAGGACACAAUUGCACACACAUUCACACACUCAUUCACACACCCAUUCACACACUACGGACAAUUUAGAGAUGAUUUACCUGGAGAAUACCCGCGAAGCACGGGGAGAACAUGCAAACUCCUACUAACCCAUCCAUUUACCAAUUAAUUUCCUUCAUCAGAAAUUGUUUUUGAGUCUAUGAUGUUAAUUGGUGAUUAACACUGUAGCAGUUGGGGGUGUGGUUUAGUGGAAGUCUGUAGUGGGAGGGUGUGAUUGAACUCCUCAGUGCUGUGUAGGUCUUUUCAGCAGCUAUAUGUGUAUGAUAUUAUAUACAACAAAUAUAUUUGUUCAGCACAGAAUGUCCCUACUUUGUGCUUGGCCAGUGAUGAGGCUUAUGGGUUUUGAAGUACCCUGGACUACAGUGACUUCUAGCACCUACUGCAAAAUCACAUACAUUAUUUAAAGACUAGUUUUCUUUUUUCUAAUAACUUUUUCAACAUUAAGACAAACAGAAUGGACUAUUUAAGACAUUCCUUCUCUUUCUUCAAUGAUAAAAAAAGUAUGUAUGUGUGUGUCUGGUCAGAGAAAUGCAUUUUUUUCUUGGAAGAAUGAUGGAAGCUGGUGAGCGUCAUGAGUUCAAGGGGCUUGGGGUUGGGCGUGGGGAUUAGCCGGUGCUCAUGACCAGGAUCUCAGUGAGCUCAGCCCUUAAAAUGGACGAACACAUCAGACGGAGCUAUGGCACUGAAAUGUUGGACAGCAGGCUACUCUUUGGAGAAACAUCUGCCUGGAAUCGAAUAGUCAACCUUACUGUCGGUGGCUUUACAUCUCUUUUAGUGAUUGUAACCAUCAUCAGUUCAUUUGUCUUUCCUACACCUGCUCCAAAUGCUCUAAACGUCUUCUUUGGGAUCUGCAUCAUCAUGAUCUGCUCCUCAGUGUUGGUUCUGAUAUAUUGGUAUCGCCAAGGCGACCUGGAGCCCAAAUUCAGACACCUCAUCUAUUACACCUUAGCCUCGAUCGUCCUGCUUUGUUUAUGUGCAAACCUUUACUUCCAUGAUGUUGGGAGAUAAGCGUUCUUUACACACACUUAUCAUAUGUUGCAUCCUAAAACAUGAGAGCUAUCCAAUGAUUUGUCAUGUAUAUGAGUAGAGAGAAAGUCAGACAUUAUAUAAUAGAGAGAAGUGAGAGCUUUGUCUUUGAUGUUUUUAAGUAAUUAUGCUAUAGCUGAAAUAAAUGUAUUUAUGUAUAGGGGACAAAACGUAUGUGCAGACAGUUCAUUGUGGUUACAUUAAAUAUAUACAGACAUGACAAAUUAAAGGAAAAACCUGAGUAAAUGAGUGGAGAAACAAAAUGAACACAGAUGUUUCCAGAUAGAUGUAAUACAUGAUACAAUUAAGCAAUUAACAUGCUGGCAUGCUCUGUGGAAUGUAUGAAAAUGCUGAGCAGGCCCACCUGACCAAGUUGGAUCAAGAUGGAAAGAGGGAGUGAUCUAAAUGACUUUGAAAGAGGGUUCAUUAUUCAUAAGACUAUUCAACUGGCUGUGUUUAUUCUGGAACGAAUAAUAACAAUGACUCAAGUAACAUCUGCAUUGGGAAACACAUUUGUAAAUAGGGUGCACAUGCAAUGACUGAGAUGGUUGUGCACUAGUUUGAUAUCUAAAGAAAAACAGAAAAACAACUGGUGAUAGAGAAUGUCAGUGGAGGUGAUCAGAUUGGUAAUGAGAACAGUUUGUGCGCAAUUACAUACGCAGAGAGGGAUAUCGUAGUACAGACAGAGUGUAUAAACCCCUCAUCACGACGAUUAAUGCACAUUUGACAAUUCAGUGGUGCAAAAAUAAUAAUAAAUAAUCCACAGGCAGUGGUCAAAAGAGAUGUUGAAAAAAACUGAGACAGUACAUUCAGAUGAGUCAUUCUUCACUAUAGUCUCAACACCAAGAGAGGUCUGAAUGCUUGAGUCCUACAGUAAGAGUGUUCCUAGGCCUGUUGUGAUGUACAGGGUGUGCAGGGUCACUGCAAAUCAAGAAAAGGUAUGAGGACAAAUUGGCUAUCAUCCAAAAUUCACUAACAUUUCACCCAAUUAGAGAACAAUUAAAUGCCAUACCUGUUUGUUCAUAAAAAUUCUAAAACUCUGUCAGAAUUAUAGUAAAUUGGACUAUUUCACUGUUUUACUGCCAUUUAGUCACACUCUCUCACUCUCUGUCUCCCCUGAUUGACUGCCAACUCUUGCUCCUCACAGUGCACUUGGACUUCUUUUGAGCCUAAAAUGAACUGGCUUGCAUGUGACACAACGGUGUAUGUGAAUUACUGUUACAGGAUUGCCAGAGCCACUCACAGCAGCUCAGAAACAUGAUAUUAUCCAGUACUUUUUCAUAUUUGCCACAAUUUUUUUUUCAUGUUUAACAAAACAUUUUAUGAACUGUAGCUUUAAAUUGACUUAGGAGCUUAAAGUAAAUUCCCUAUGUAAUUCUCAUUUUAUGGUGGUGUAAGCAGGUAUACAGUCCCCUCUGAAACUAUUGGAACAGCCAAUAGGCCAAUUCAUUUGUUUUUGCUGUAGACUGAAGUCCUGUUAGAUUGAUUGUUUAAACAAUAAAUAGCUCAGAACAUCU